Varroa destructor (honeybee mite) is the source of this 573-nucleotide messenger RNA. NCBI's taxonomy places the organism in Eukaryota, Metazoa, Arthropoda, Arachnida, Mesostigmata, Varroidae. The record is from RefSeq and is a predicted model, not a curated record.
AUGGUAAAAUCCAAGAGACUCGACUCCCCCUUUGUUAGCUCAGUGCAGCGUCGUAAUGAGCGCGAACGCAAGCGAGUUCAUCAGGUGAACCAAGGUUUUGCCUCGCUUCGCGAGCGUCUCCCGGAUGCGGUGGCUAAUCGCAAAAUGUCCAAGGUAGAAACACUGCGUUCGGCGAUCGACUACAUCGUCCAGCUACAGAAGGUCCUCGUUAUCCAGAGGCAAAAUUACUGUCGACCGCAAAAGUCGCAUUGUGCUGAAGGAAGAUUACACCAGCAGCGCCAGCAAAGGUGCCAAUUAAACCUCAACGAUGACCUAAUCGAGGUGCAAUGUCAGCCCCGACAGGACCUGGAUGAUUCAUUUGACCAAAAAGCGUCAUCAGAUAUCUUUUCCUUCGCUCAGGAUAGCCAUGGUAACCAUAAUAGUAUUGAGAGCGAAUUAGGUGGACGAAUCGUGCCGUGGGCUUCGGCAGGCAACAGCGACCACGAAGCAGACGAGAGCAUCGAAAAUCAUCGCGUGCUGGAUACCUCGCUUGAAGACUUCGGGCUACCGUUUACGAUACAACGGACUGUUUAG